AUGGCUCCAGAAUACACCGACUACGCGCCGCUCCCGAUUAGAAACGAGGAGGGGCUUGAUCGAGACAAUGACUGGGUAUCCCAAACGAGAGUCAAGUCUACUUGGAUGCUGCACUCUAUUUUGACCCUGUCUCUUGUGUUGAAUGCGAGCUUUGUCCUCUACCAGCUUUCUUCUCCGGCGGACGUCUCCGACACGCAAGUCCUCUACUCUCCUGCCCAGGAUGUGCUUCGAUACAAAAACAUUGUUUUCGAUAGCUCAUUCGGUGCCAUGAAGACAAUGUACCAGGGUCCGCCGUCCAACGUGAACAAUGAUCUCUGGUCAGAGUUAUACAAUUUAUUUCAUCAGCUGCAUUGUCUGAAUCAAGUCCGCAAAGGCCUUUACGGCGAAGUAGACUGGACCGACGAGGAUGAUCACACGGGCAUUACCCACCUGGAUCAUUGUGUGGACAUAAUCAGACAGAAUCUCAUGAAACGGGGGAAACGUUUCAUCAGAGCCAGCAAGCUGACGAGCUCAGUGCAAUGCGGACAUAACCCCGCUGACAUGGACACGGGACUCGCAUGA
This is a messenger RNA of Aspergillus steynii IBT 23096, 561 nucleotides long. RefSeq lists its product as uncharacterized. The coding region runs from base 1 to 561 and encodes 186 amino acids. Lineage: Eukaryota; Fungi; Ascomycota; Eurotiomycetes; Eurotiales; Aspergillaceae. The record is from RefSeq and is a predicted model, not a curated record. Gene Ontology annotation, biological process: mycotoxin biosynthetic process. The transcript is spliced from 5 exons.